AUGUCAGCGCGCACUGUGCGGCGGGCGCACAUGGACUUUGCCCGUCUUAAGGAGCUGGCUAGCCGCGGUAGUUCCACCAUUAGAGCCGUGGACAUGGCCGAUGAGCAAGGAGGCACAGCUAGCGGUGACGCGUUUCACUGGCGCAUUCGCGUUAUGCCACCCGCUGAAAGCGUCUAUCAUGGCACGACGUACGAUAUCUUGUUCACCCUCCCCCAGCAAGAUUACCCGUUCAAGCCGCCAGUGGUGCGCGUUCUUACCCACAUCUUCAACCCCAUGAUAGCAGAAAACGGCGCCGUAUGCGAGGGUCUCCUGCAAAACGAUGACUGGAAGCCAACCACACCUGUCACGGAUGUUGUAGCUCGUGUUGUGAAGGCGAUCUUCCUCGAGUACAGAACUUACGCAGUGCUGAAUGAGAAGGCAGCCGGGAUAAUGUCCACCACAACGCCUGAGGAAUUCCAGAAGCACGUGCAGCGCACGCGCGCCAGCGAUUCAUGCACGUGA
This is a messenger RNA of Leishmania braziliensis MHOM/BR/75/M2904, 501 nucleotides long. Its product is annotated as putative ubiquitin-conjugating enzyme. Gene Ontology annotation, molecular function: ubiquitin conjugating enzyme activity. Gene Ontology annotation, cellular component: nucleus. The record is from RefSeq and is a predicted model, not a curated record. The coding region runs from base 1 to 501 and encodes 166 amino acids. Lineage: Eukaryota; Euglenozoa; Kinetoplastea; Trypanosomatida; Trypanosomatidae. The transcript has a single exon. Gene Ontology annotation, biological process: protein polyubiquitination.